AUGAGAGUUAGUGGGAAGAUACAAAUUAUUCGUAGAGAUGGUACUUGUGGAGAGCCAUGUAAUUGGCAUACUAGUCAAUGUACAAUUGGCAGCAGCGAAGCAAAAUGUGACAUACGAAUUGUACAUCCAUCUGUGGCCCCCAUACAUUGUGAGCUGCACUUGAUAGAAAAUGGUUACGUUCUGGCCGUCAGCAAAGUGAACGAAGAUUAUAUAAUGCUCGUGGACAAUUCCCCAUUAGAAGACUGGUGUAUAUUAUCCAACAAUUCAGUUCUGACUGUUGGAGAGCGUCAGAUACGAUUCAUGUACCCACCGGGAGUUAUAAUGAACACAAGUGUGUCUGAGAUUCUCAAGAAGACACUAAGCCGAAUUCUCAAAGGAGAAGAAAUUUCUACUUCUAUCUCUCUACCAUUUGUUUAUCAAUCCAAACGAACAGCCUCUGUAAAUCGACCAACUACACCUAUCACUCACUCACCCCGACCAAGAUCUGCUACUCCAAAAAGAACCCUAGGGACUAGUGAACGUUAUGGUCCCGUUCCUCCGCGUCAACCUGCUACCCCACCAAUAAUUCAAGUACUAAGACAUGAACCACCAACCUCAUCACAAUCCAAAAUCCAAUCAUCAUCGCCAACUCCACUGGAUAGAUUCACAAAGCAAAGUUCAAUGGAAAAAAGUAGAUUUGAUAACUUUAUAAAUACUGGAGCAUGUAAAUCACAGAAAAAAGAUCAUUCAAAGUUUUAUACUGCAUCUAAUUUUCCACCUUUAACAUCAUCCACUCCGGGUGGUAUGUGUUCACCAACGUAUCCGAGGUCUAAUCAAGGUAUUUACAGUCUAGUUUCAUCCACACCAUCUGCCAAUCAUCUCAAGUCUACAGUCAUGGAAAAAAACUUUUCACCUGGAUUAAAUAAAAGUUUGCACAAACAGCUUAUCGUGAAAAAAUCAUCUAACCUCUCAAAACUCGGGAGAACUGAUAACCCUGAUAAUGCCUCAGAUCAUAUAAAAAAUCAAUGUGAUACAAGCAAGAUAUCACUAUAUGAUGGUCAAAAAAAUCAAUCAUCUCUAAAUGAGUCAGAAACUUUUCAUGCCACCGAAAACCCUUCAGAAUGUCUUACCGAAUCAGUUAAUUCAACUUCGACUUCCUUAAGAUCCAUGAAAAGGAAGCUACCUCUAAAUACAUCGAAAAGUGUCAAUAUUCUUUCAGUUGCUACAGAUUUGGAGUCUGACUACCAUGGUAACAAGAAUGGACUUGUCAUUCAGGAUGAGAACUAUUCUGAUACAGGAGAACAAAUUGCCACGAAACGAAAAAGAGGUGUUUCGUUUGGACCACCGCUUAGCCCCGAGCAAUUCGACAAAUCCUUACCUCCUUCAACUCCGGUUAAGCGCGGAGAGACACCAAUAACCAAAGUUAAUCAUAUUACACCUGCAAACGCUACAUUCAGAACCAAUCCUGGUUUAUCUGUACGUCCAUUAACUCCGUUUCCUUCCAAAUCGAAAUCAACAAGGUCCCAGCUUUCCGUUUUUUCUGAAAACACAUUCAACUCCCCAUCUUAUUUUACAACUAGUAAUAGAAUUUCUGCUGUUAUCUCAUUGCCUCCUACACCUGACACUAAUCUGCUAGACUCUGUUGACACGAACCUUACAUGUUCUCCUGGAAGUAACAUUGAAAACCCUGUUGUAUCUGCAACAUAUUCUGCGCCAGUCAAAAAAUCGUCUGCCUAUCAAAAAGCAUUGAAAAGACGACGCUCCCUGAACUUCACUGGGUCGACAGACAAAAUCCCUUCACUACGUGCACCACCAACCACUCCCGUGUCUAUGGCAUUACUUUCAAGAUCUACGAGUAAAGCAAACAGUCACAUAUCAACCUUAGAAUAUGAAAGCCUCGUGUCGCCAUCACCUAGAUACCGCUCCCGUGAAAGCGAAAAUCCGUUGUUGCAAUCGCCAAACGACAUAAAGAAAGAUGUUAAAACUCAUAUGCUACCACCACAACAAGCCAGUAACACAACUACAAAGACAAAGAAGCCACGACAAUUCAUCCGACAUUCACUUCCAGUAUACAAUGUCCAAGAGACUAUCUCAAACACAACAACAAAACACGUAACAUUACCAACCAGAAAAACUCCAGGCAAUACCUCUUUCCAAAAAAAUCGACAAACCUCCGAAACCUCUUCGAAUCUUCAGGUUAACAGCACGAAAGACACAAGUAGCCGCCCAUCGUCCGUGCCACCUGCCGUGGUUCCUGAGGAUGAGAGUGCAACACCGAAGAAGAGAUUAUCGUCGGUAUCUCCAGCUGAUGUUGUUGGUCUGAGUGGUGUUAAGAAGUUGAUGAAGACUCCGAAGGCAGUGUAUACACCACGAGUAUCUGGUGUUGGUGAUUUGUUUGUUGAUGAGUCGAGCUCGAAGCGAGGUCGUGGUCGUCCAUCGUCCGUGCCACCUGCUGUGGUUCCUGAGGAUGAGAGUGCAACACCGAAGAAGAGAUUAUCGUCGGUAUCUCCAGCUGAUGUUGUUGGUCUGAGUGGUGUUAAGAAGUUGAUGAAGACUCCGAAGGCAGUGUAUACACCACGAGUAUCUGGUGUUGGUGAUUUGUUUGUUGAUGAGUCGAGCUCGAAGCGAGGUCGUGGUCGUCCACCGUCCGUGGCUCCUGCUGUGGUUCCUGAGGAUGAGAGUGCAACACCGAAGAAGAGAUCAUCGUCGGUAUCUCCAGCUGAUGUUGUUGGUCUGAGUGGUGUUAAGAAGUUGAUGAAGACUCCGAAGGCAGUGUAUACACCACGAGUAUCUGGUGUUGGUGAUUUGUUUGUUGAUGAGUCGAGCUCGAAGCGAGGUCGUGGUCGUCCACCGUCCGUGGCUCCUGCUGUGGUUCCUGAGGAUGAGAGUGCAACACCGAAGAAGAGAUUAUCGUCGGUAUCUCCAGCUGAUGUUGUUGGUCUGAGUGGUGUUAAGAAGUUGAUGAAGACUCCGAAGGCAGUGUAUACACCACGAGUAUCUGGUGUUGGUGAUUUGUUUGUUGAUGAGUCGAGCUCGAAGCGAGGUCGUGGUCGUCCAUCGUCCGUGCCACCUGCUGUGGUUCCUGAGGAUGAGAGUGCAACACCGAAGAAGAGAUUAUCGUCGGUAUCUCCAGCUGAUGUUGUUGGUCUGAGUGGUGUUAAGAAGUUGAUGAAGACUCCGAAGGCAGUGUAUACACCACGAGUAUCUGGUGUUGGUGAUUUGUUUGUUGAUGAGUCGAGCUCGAAGCGAGGUCGUGGUCGUCCACCGUCCGUGGCUCCUGCUGUGGUUCCUGAGGAUGAGAGUGCAACACCGAAGAAGAGAUUAUCGUCGGUAUCUCCAGCUGAUGUUGUUGGUCUGAGUGGUGUUAAGAAGUUGAUGAAGACUCCGAAGGCAGUGUAUACACCACGAGUAUCUGGUGUUGGUGAUUUGUUUGUUGAUGAGUCGAGCUCGAAGCGAGGUCGUGGUCGUCCACCGUCCGUGGCUCCUGCUGUGGUUCCUGAGGAUGAGAGUGCAACACCGAAGAAGAGAUUAUCGUCGGUAUCUCCAGCUGAUGUUGUUGGUCUGAGUGGUGUUAAGAAGUUGAUGAAGACUCCGAAGGCAGUGUAUACACCGCGAGUAUCUGGUGUUGGUGAUUUGUUUGUUGAUGAGUCGAGCUCGAAGCGAGGUCGUGGUCGUCCAUCGUCCGUGCCACCUGCUGUGGUUCCUGAGGAUGAGAGUGCAACACCGAAGAAGAGAUUAUCGUCGGUAUCUCCAGCUGAUGUUGUUGGUCUGAGUGGUGUUAAGAAGUUGAUGAAGACUCCGAAGGCAGUGUAUACACCACGAGUAUCUGGUGUUGGUGAUUUGUUUGUUGAUGAGUCGAGCUCGAAGCGAGGUCGUGGUCGUCCACCGUCCGUGGCUCCUGCUGUGGUUCCUGAGGAUGAGAGUGCAACACCGAAGAAGAGAUUAUCGUCGGUAUCUCCAGCUGAUGUUGUUGGUCUGAGUGGUGUUAAGAAGUUGAUGAAGACUCCGAAGGCAGUGUAUACACCGCGAGUAUCUGGUGUUGGUGAUUUGUUUGUUGAUGAGUCGAGCUCGAAGCGAGGUCGUGGUCGUCCACCGUCCGUGGCUCCUGCUGUGGUUCCUGAGGAUGAGAGUGCAACACCGAAGAAGAGAUUAUCGUCGGUAUCUCCAGCUGAUGUUGUUGGUCUGAGUGGUGUUAAGAAGUUGAUGAAGACUCCGAAGGCAGUGUAUACACCGCGAGUAUCUGGUGUUGGUGAUUUGUUUGUUGAUGAGUCGAGCUCGAAGCGAGGUCGUGGUCGUCCACCGUCCGUGGCUCCUGCUGUGGUUCCUGAGGAUGAGAGUGCAACACCGAAGAAGAGAUCAUCGUCGGUAUCUCCAGCUGAUGUUGUUGGUCUGAGUGGUGUUAAGAAGUUGAUGAAGACUCCGAAGGCAGUGUAUACACCGCGAGUAUCUGGUGUUGGUGAUUUGUUUGUUGAUGAGUCGAGCUCGAAGCGAGGUCGUGGUCGUCCAUCGUCCGUGCCACCUGCUGUGGUUCCUGAGGAUGAGAGUGCAACACCGAAGAAGAGAUUAUCGUCGGUAUCUCCAGCUGAUGUUGUUGGUCUGAGUGGUGUUAAGAAGUUGAUGAAGACUCCGAAGGCAGUGUAUACACCACGAGUAUCUGGUGUUGGUGAUUUGUUUGUUGAUGAGUCGAGCUCGAAGCGAGGUCGUGGUCGUCCACCGUCCGUGGCUCCUGCUGUGGUUCCUGAGGAUGAGAGUGCAACACCGAAGAAGAGAUCAUCGUCGGUAUCUCCAGCUGAUGUUGUUGGUCUGAGUGGUGUUAAGAAGUUGAUGAAGACUCCGAAGGCAGUGUAUACACCGCGAGUAUCUGGUGUUGGUGAUUUGUUUGUUGAUGAGUCGAGCUCGAAGCGAGGUCGUGGUCGUCCACCGUCCGUGGCUCCUGCUGUGGUUCCUGAGGAUGAGAGUGCAACACCGAAGAAGAGGUCAUCGUCGGUAUCUCCAGCUGAUGUUGUUGGUCUGAGUGGUGUUAAGAAGUUGAUGAAGACUCCGAAGGCAGUGUAUACACCACGAGUAUCUGGUGUUGGUGAUUUGUUUGUUGAUGAGUCGAGCUCGAAGCGAGGUCGUGGUCGUCCACCGUCCGUGGCUCCUGCUGUGGUUCCUGAGGAUGAGAGUGCAACACCGAAGAAGAGAUCAUCGUCGGUAUCUCCAGCUGAUGUUGUUGGUCUGAGUGGUGUUAAGAAGUUGAUGAAGACUCCGAAGGCAGUGUAUACACCACGAGUAUCUGGUGUUGGUGAUUUGUUUGUUGAUGAGUCGAGCUCGAAGCGAGGUCGUGGUCGUCCAUCGUCCGUGGCUCCUGCUGUGGUUCCUGAGGAUGAGAGUGCAACACCGAAGAAGAGAUCAUCGUCGGUAUCUCCAGCUGAUGUUGUUGGUCUGAGUGGUGUUAAGAAGUUGAUGAAGACUCCGAAGGCAGUGUAUACACCGCGAGUAUCUGGUGUUGGUGAUUUGUUUGUUGAUGAGUCGAGCUCGAAGCGAGGUCGUGGUCGUCCAUCGUCCGUGCCACCUGCUGUGGUUCCUGAGGAUGAGAGUGCAACACCGAAGAAGAGAUUAUCGUCGGUAUCUCCAGCUGAUGUUGUUGGUCUGAGUGGUGUUAAGAAGUUGAUGAAGACUCCGAAGGCAGUGUAUACACCACGAGUAUCUGGUGUUGGUGAUUUGUUUGUUGAUGAGUCGAGCUCGAAGCGAGGUCGUGGUCGUCCAUCGUCCGUGGCUCCUGCUGUGGUUCCUGAGGAUGAGAGUGCAACACCGAAGAAGUGUUUAGUGUCUCUGGUGAAGCUGAAAGUUGGAGUUUCAGCACGAGGGCCUACUCUACGGUCUGGUGAAGGUGUUGGCAGAUCUGUAGUGACAGGCGUGUUGGAUGGAAAAGUGAAGGCGAAUAGUGACGCGAUGGCGAAAGCUUUUGGAAGUAAGCGAAAAGCUCCUGGUAACAGUGCAUUUGCAGUGAUUAGUGGAAAGGAGACGCCUACUGAAACAACAGAGCCGCCAGCUAAACUUGUUAUGAGAGGGCGAAAAGCGGAGACUAACAGCGUGGUUUCAGUCAACGAAGGACAGGAGACACCCACUGAAACAACAGCGUCGCCAGCUAAACCUCUAAGGAGAAGGCGGAAAGUUGAGACUAACAGCGUGGUUUCGGUCAACAAAGGACAGAAGACACUCACUGAAAUUACUGAGUCUCCAGGUGAACGUGUUACGAGAAGGCGGAAUGUUGAGACUAACAGCGUGGUUUCAGUCAACAAAGGACAGAAGACACGGACUGAAAGAACUGAGUCUCCAGGUGAACGUGUUACGAGAAGGCGGAAAGUUGAGACUAACAGCGUGGUUUCAGUCAACAAAGGACAGAAGACACGGACUGAAAGAACUGAGUCUCCAGGUGAACGUGCUACGAGAAGGCGGAAUGUUGAGACUAACAGUGUGGUUUCAGUCAACGAAGGACAGAAGACACGGACUGAAAUAACUGAGGCAGUAGCUAAAGCUUCAACGAGAAAGCGAAAAGCGGAGACUCACAGUGCGGUUGCAGUGAUUAAAUUACAGAAGACACCCACUGAAACAUCUGAGUCGCCAGCUAAACCUCUAACGACAAGGCGGAAAGUUGAGACUAACAGCGUGGUUUCGGUCAACAAAGGACAGAAGACACGGACUGAAAGAACUGAGUCUCCAGGUGAACGUGUUACGAGAAGGCGGAAUGUUGAGACUAACAGCGUGGUUUCGGUCAACAAAGGACAGAAGACACGGACUGAAAGAACUGAGUCUCCAGGUGAACGUGUUACGAGAAGGCGGAAUGUUGAGACUAACAGUGUGGUUUCAGUCAACGAAGGACAGAAGACACGGACUGAAAGAACUGAGUCUCCAGGUGAACGUGUUACGAGAAGGCGGAAUGUUGAGACUAACAGUGUGGUUUCAGUCAACGAAGGACAGAAGACACGGACUGAAAGAACUGAGUCUCCAGGUGAACGUGUUACGAGAAGGCGGAAUGUUGAGACUAACAGCGUGGUUUCGGUCAACAAAGGACAGAAGACACGCACUGAAAGAACUGAGUCUCCAGGUGAACGUGCUACGAGAAGGCGGAAAGUUGAGACUAACAGCGUGGUUUCAGUCAACAAAGGACAGAAGACACCCAGUGAAAUAACUGAGUCAGCAGCUAAAGCUUCAACGAGAAAGCGAAAAGCGGAGACUAAUAGUGCAGUCGCAGUAAAUAAGAAACAGAAAAAGCUUCCUGAUACAGUCAAAUCUGCAAUUCCAGUCCGCAUAACUCGAUCAAGAUCAUGAUGUGAAUAUCUUCUAGAAACAGACGUUUAUUUGGGUUUAAUUUCUAUGUAUGUAUGUAUACUCUAGGGAAAAUUGCUAUUUAUAUUACGCGUUUUCUUGGCUUAUCAAAUAAUUCAGUGCUAUAAUAUAAUAACUACGGGUACAUUUUGUUCACCUUAACUAUCUAUCAAUUGUCAUCCAUUGUUUUAUAUAAUUCUGAUUACCAUGAUGUAGUUUAUUCAUUAUUAUUUUUCUUUAUUUUCUUAUUAUCUAUAUAUAUAUUGUUAGUAAUAUUGAUAUAUACAUGUAUAUAUUCCCAAUAUUUUAUUCAAUUUUUCAAAUGUAAUAUUCUUCUUGUUUUUGUUGCACAUGCAUACAUGUAUAUUAUAUUG
This is a messenger RNA of Trichobilharzia szidati, 7664 nucleotides long. Lineage: Eukaryota; Metazoa; Platyhelminthes; Trematoda; Strigeidida; Schistosomatidae. The record is from the annotation of a GenBank genome assembly.